This is a messenger RNA of Prorocentrum cordatum, 340 nucleotides long. NCBI's taxonomy places the organism in Eukaryota, Dinophyceae, Prorocentrales, Prorocentraceae. The record is from the annotation of a GenBank genome assembly.
GAGGCUGCUCAGAACUACGUCGAUAGGUCCAAGAACGACGUCAUGGCUGCCAUCCAAUGUAUGCGAGCCCAGCUUUGCAGCGUCACGUUCACGCAGCAUUUCAAGACCUUCGACCUCUCCAUCGAGCGCCGCUUCACAGAAGUCAUGCGCAUGAUCGACGACCAGGAUGAUAAGUUCAACGCGCCCGAGAAGGAAGUGGAGAACCUCAAGCAACUGCUCGGAGUCAUUAAGAAAGAGGGGCCCAAGGCCGUCACUUUGGGUUUUGGAUACGACAGGAAUGUUGGCGAGACGAUCCUCGUGCUCCGCUCUCGCGACCUCGUGCCCAAGGCGGCGAUGCGAC